AGCCCCCUGGGGCAGGAGGGAAGAAGGGAAGAGAGGAGGGAAGGGGGCACCGCGGUGCCAGAGCUGCCGCGGAGGGUGGGGAUCGGGGCGCGGGUGGUAUUACCACCACCAUCUUCAUCAUCAUGGCCCAGUCUGUGUGGGGCUACGACAGCGACAAUGGACCCGAGCGCUGGCAUGAGAACUACCCCAUGGCCAAGGGAGAGAAGCAGUCGCCCAUUGAGAUCAACAGCAAAGACGUGCAGCAUGACAGUUCCCUCGCCCCUUGGCAUGCCAGCUACGAUCCCGGGGCAGCAAAAACCAUCCUGAACAACGGGCGCACCUGCCGGGUUGUCUUCGAUGACACUUUUGAUCGAUCAGUGCUGAGAGGUGGGCCGCUCACAGGAGCCUACAGGCUGCGUCAGCUUCACUUGCAUUGGGGUUCCUCUGAUGAUCAUGGCUCUGAGCAUGUUAUAGAUGGAGUGAAAUAUGCAGCAGAGUUACAUAUGGUGCACUGGAAUCCAAAACAUGGUAAUUUCGCUGGAGCUUUGAAGCAACCUGAUGGUGUGGCUGUUGUGGGCAUUUUUCUGAAAGUUGGAAAUACUCCCAAACCAGAGAUGAAGAGAAUUCUUGAAGAAAUUGAUAACAUUAAGACCAAGGGGAAAGAGGCUCCUUUUCUGCACUUUGAUCCUUCAAUUCUUUUCCCCAAAUCUCGGGACUACUGGACCUACCACGGUUCAUUCACUACGCCUCCCUGUGAAGAGUGCAUCACUUGGAUUCUCCUGAGGGAGCCUAUUGAAGUCAGCCCAGACCAGAUGGCGAAGCUCCGUAGCCUUUCCAAGAAUGAUGAGAACGAACCUGCGAACCCACUUGUUGAUAACUGGCGUCCACCUCAGCCUCUGAAGGGCAGGGUAGUGAGAGCCUCUUUCAAGUGAAGUCUCAAGUCUCACUCUGCCGAACCUGAGUGCGAUAAUCCCUGCCUCCCAAAGUGUAGCUAGUUUUUGCUGUCUACUGCUUUUCCUCUGGUUCCAGAACUGUUUUUCUCAGCUUGAAAUUCUGAGUGGUAAAACCAAAUCUGAUUUUGAAAGCAGAAAAAAUACUGUCUGCAAAUACUAACCUUAAUAAGGAAAUGUGAGAUAUAUGUGAUUCUUGACUACAAAUGGCCCAGCAUUUGUGAUAGUGUCACUUCUCUGCCGUGUCGUCUCAGAAGAAAAAUGGGCUCAGUUUCAAUAUUUAAAAUGAAUUUCAAAUAAAAUGUAAUAAAGGCAGAAAAAUGAACCAGUAGUUCAGGAAUGCAAAAAUCACAGUGGGUCAACGGUAUAUGAGCAGGAGGUUAAAUGCCUGCUCCUACAGCAUCUCUAGUAGUGACCUUUCUCAGAUAUCCCACCUCCAGCAUGCACAGCCAAAGAAUAAGUUCCUCUUUAACAUGUCAGAGUUUUCUUUCCCUCUCUUGUUCAUAGUUUGUUAUCCAAGAUUAGGUUAGUAUUCUGAGCAUACAAUCAGGCAUACUCAGCUUCUGUGUAUGAAGAAGAAAAGACACCUUGCUGUCAUAUCAGCAUUUGCUGUCUUGCUGCUGCCCGUUGAUCCUCUUCUCUACCUGUAGAGUGCUGCUGGUAUCUGAUUGCCUUGUGUUUAGAAAAGAAACUUUAGAACUGCUGAGGGGGAAGUGCCUUUCUUCUGCUGCUCUGACUAUGUUACCUCCCAGGAUGAUGGACUUUCAAUUUGUUGCUCUGCCUCAGUUUUAUUUUUGACAUCUUAGUCUGCAUAUUAAUGAUUUCAUCUAUUAGGGAUUUUGCUGCGUAUGUAGAGGGUCUUUGUGGAUGACUCAUAUGUGUCAUUUGUCUUCCCCACUUCUGAAAAAUCCAGGUUAAGUCACCUAAGUGUUCAUUUAUUGUGUCUGUGUGUAGUUAAAGACUCUAAGUGGAGUCUGUUUAGCUCUGUUACUUUCUGGGGAGAUGCAUCAGCUCGCACAUAUAAUCUGAGCAAGGAGUCACUGGCAGACAGAAACUUCUAAAUCAUUUUCUCCUGUCCUUCAUAGUGUAAACUUUAUCUAUUUCAGCAUGCUUCCUAGACAGCACAACACAAGUACCAUCUAGGUUCAACCCCUAUGCAGACUAUGUGAGUAAAGAUCUGCUAUGUUAUAUUUACUGCCAGGUAAAGUAAAUCAUUAUAAAGUAGUGUAUAUAUAGGAGAUUGGGUGGUCAUAGGUGGUGCACAAAUCCUUCAACAAAUUAAACUUCUGGAUUCUCUGUAUUCUUCUAUUUCCUCCAUUCUUCUGGAGAUGAUGCCACAAACAUGCUCACAGCAAUGUUUAUGAGGGAUAUGUCGAAGUCUGAAAAGAGCAAGGUUACGUAUAGCUAGAAUAGGUAUUUCCCAGUUUUCCUUCACUAUUUCACUUCUCACCUUUACUGUAAAAGUCGUGCUCUAACAGGAAAAUAAUGGUUGGCCAACACUGGACAAAUUCUGAUGUUACUACCAGUGCAAUUCAGUGAGAAAUCAGGAAGGAAACUGAGGGCAGAGUUUGAUCCUUUGUAAUAAUUUUGAAAUGUUCAAAGAAUUGCUGAAUUUCUAUUGAAAAUUACUAUUUCAUUUUAUUAGCAGCACAUUUUGCUUAGUAUAAAACAGUUUCAUUUGAAAAUAGAAACAAGCUCAUGGUAGCAGAAAUUAAUAGAAUCCUGUUUACAAACAUUUUGGCAUUGGCUUAAUCUUAUCAGAAGAUCAGCUUUUGAUAUUACCAGUGUACCACUUGCAACUUGAUUUUAAGAGUCUCUUAGAUCUUCUUUAAACUCCUGAAUCUGUACAUCUUUUCAACACAUUAAAAUAUUUCUGCAGAAAGCUCAUAAGCAACAUUUUUUACUACUGUGCCAUGUCUUAUAUGUAACAUUUCUUCUCAUAUUCAUAUGCAGUUUAUCAUGGUGUUGAGAAAAUUUCAACACAAAUGAGAUGAGAGUUUGAGUCUUUCUACCUAAAAGCCAUUGACUGUGAUGUUUUAAUCUCUUGUUACUGUGGCAAUGAAACAGGAUUAGUUGCCUGCAUUUAAAAUAAUAGCUUUUGUGUCUUCAGAGAACCAAUAAAUAGACUUAAAUAAAAAAUGGAUUUCUAGUUUUAUUUAUAAUGCUGUGUGAUGAUUGAAAGUACCAAGAAUUUAGUAGAACACCUUACUGCUCUCUUCUUUGAUAAAUAUGCUUGUAAUACAAGGGUGGACAGACACUCUAGUAGUUGCCUUUUUAGCUGUGGGAGUUUACUUGACUAUCUCAUCCUUGUUUGCAUGUAUUCAAUCAAAUAGAUCCUCAAAAAUAUAAGACAUCAGGACAGUAUCACUUGUUCUCUGUUUUCAGGUACAGAAAAACUGUUUAUUUCUUGCCUGGACACAAACAUUCUCUUAGAUCUUCCCCAGAUUCAUAGAAUCAUGUAUGAUCUUGCAUAUCUGUAAAUUAGAUCUGAAUUUCAGUUUCUUGUAAGAAGCACAUGGAUCAUUUUGCUGAAGUGUUACAUCAUUCUGAACUUUCCUGAUUAAUUAAUCCUUUUUAAGCCUAUGAAUUAAUCUUGUUAAAGUGAAUCAACACUCUAAUUGCCCAAUAAAAUCAGAUUCUGAGUGCACUUCACUUUAUUUGCAUGUUUCCUCUGCUGCUAAUUGAAAGGCAGAAUAAGCAGAAGUUCAUCAACUACUGACAUAGUUGGUUCCAGUAGUAAACACAUGCUUUGUAUGUUGGCACAAAGGAAAAUAAAGUCCAAA
Messenger RNA from Cuculus canorus (common cuckoo), 3712 nucleotides. Its product is annotated as carbonic anhydrase 3. The coding region runs from base 123 to 911 and encodes 262 amino acids. Lineage: Eukaryota; Metazoa; Chordata; Aves; Cuculiformes; Cuculidae. The record is from RefSeq and is a predicted model, not a curated record. The transcript is spliced from 7 exons. Gene Ontology annotation, molecular function: zinc ion binding; carbonate dehydratase activity. Gene Ontology annotation, cellular component: cytoplasm.